AUGCUAUCUCCAAUAUCCUCUAUGCUCGUCCCAACUUUCUUCCUCUUCAUCGCCACCUUGGUUUCUUGUACACCAACAAGCGCUAUAAAGCCAGUUGUAACCACAGUUUACCAAUUCCCCAGUGGCGCAUACCUCGAGAAUCUCGCCGUUGGCCAUGAGAGCAUUUUAGUCACCCGUGCAGACACACCUUCACUAUAUCAAAUCAAGCUCCCAGCCAGGCCUCAUGCUAGUGCCUACGCCAGCCUGAUCCAUCAUUUUCCCAACGCAACCGGGCUGAUGGGAAUUGCAGAAUACGCCCCAAACACAUUCGCUGUAAUUGUCGGCAACUUCUCCAUGACAAAGCUAGUUCCCGGUACCUGGUCCGUUUGGAGUGUCCAAAUUUUCGAUAAAAACCAACAUUCUACAAUCGAGAAAAUCGUCGACUUGGUAGAAGGCCAGUUUCUCAAUGGAAUGGCAAUUUUGAAUAAAACGGGUGCAAUUUUGAUUGCCGACAGCUUGGCAGGCUGUGUAUACCAUCUCAAUGUCAAGACGGGCGCCUACGAAGUUGUUCUUGAGCAUGAAUCAAUGAAAGCCACCGGGGCGAUUGGACUCAACGGGAUCCGCACAGUCACUACUGCGACCGAAAGCUUCCUUUAUUAUGACAACAGCAAGACAACAACCGUGAAUCGGGUUGCUAUUGAUCCUGUUUCCGGACGCGCGAAGGGAAAAUAUAUCACAUUGGCUCAUGGGUUCUAUGCCGAUGACCUGGCCUAUGAUUAUGAGACAGGUGAUGUCUGGGUUGCGGGUAACGCCGAUAACACGAUUUUCCGGAUCAAUUACGACGGAGACGAGAUUGUUGUGGCGAAUGCGUCUAGUACUCCAUCUGUGAUGACCCCAUCGAGCCUUGCGUUUGGAAAGGGAAGGCAUAGUCGCACGCUGUUCAGUACAACUUAUGCUGGGGUGGCGCCGAAUGGGACAGUCACCGGCGGGAACUUGCUGGCGAUUGAUGUUGGACUAGAAAAACGCUGA
Molecule: messenger RNA, 1008 nt
Organism: Penicillium arizonense
Lineage: Eukaryota; Fungi; Ascomycota; Eurotiomycetes; Eurotiales; Aspergillaceae
Exons: 1
Coding region: 1-1008 (335 amino acids)
Source: RefSeq, a predicted model, not a curated record